AUGGCCGAGAAUCAAGGUAUCCCACCGUCACAGAAAGCUGGAGACCCUGAAAUGCCCGCAGUACCAAUGAUCCAGGAAGGUCAGCCCCCGAGGCCGGCCAGUCCGCCGAACGAGGAUGGCCCCGACGGUAGGGUAUCAGGGACGGAUGACGGCGAUGUUUCGGACGACAAAGGCAAGGCGCCUCCACCCGCAAAUCUCCCACUUACAGCGACUGUAGCGGACAACACCUCGUUAGAUAUGCCGUCGACCGAUACCGAGGAAGCCUCUCCGAGCAGUUCACCGCCUCAUUCCGAGACAGUGGGUGCCGCUACAGGCCCGUCAAUGCCGACCAUCAACGAAGGCGAGGCUCUUUUGUCGGCUGCUUCGACGAACCCUCAUGGAGGAACCAAGGAUAUGGGGAAUCCCCUCUCUUCAAUGUCUAAAUUGCCACUCCAACCUCUGCAAUCAAAUCCCGUGAUCCUAUCGACGCAGAGCUCGUCAGCAACACUGGCACCUCCAUCAUUGUCAUCGGAUGGACGCAAUGUGCUUUCCAAUAGAUCAUCGGCCGCCACACUGAUACCAUCCGCAAAUGAGGGCAGCCCUACCCCUCUUCAAUCAGCAAUUCAUGGUGGAGGGUCUGGAGCAGCUGCCAUGGGCGGGCAAGGGACUGCAGCACUCUGGGCAGCUCGCCGUGGUGCGGCCGGUGCAGUCGGCGCUGGGACUGCUGGGUUUGUGACGGGAGACGGCCUGGGAAGCUCAAAUGUCGGCCUCGGUCCUGGCGUUUUGCCCGCUGCGGGAGGAGCUGGCGCAAUGGCGGGGGCUGUUGCGGCGGGAAAGGCCGAAAUAUUCUCAUACUCGACCCGUAGCGAUCGAAUCAUCUUGGCCGUGUCUGUCCUGGCCGCCGUUUGCUCAGGGGCUGCUAUGCCCUGCAUGAACAUUGUCUUUGGACGUGUAUUUGCGUCUUUCACGGGGUAUUAUCAUCAGAACGGGCGUGCCUUGACCAACGAGGACUUUCGCAAUCUAAUCUUGGAAUGCGUUCGCUACCUGGUCUAUCUCUUCAUCGCCCGCUUCAUUUUCUGCUACGUCGCCUACCUCGGCUUCCGCAUCGUAAGUCUCCGCAUAUCGGCGACGCUCCGCCUGCAAUACAUGCGCGCGGUGCUCUCGAUGCGCGUAUCUGCCCUGGACUGCCUCCCGCCAGGCCAGACCGCAGCCGUCAUCACCAUGCUCGCGUCGACGCUGCAGCAGGGCAUCUCGGAACGGGCCGCCAUCUGCAUCCAGGCGACGUCGCUGAUCGUGGCCGCGCUCGCCGUCGCCCUCUUGCACGACUGGGAGCUGUCGCUCGUCACCUGCUCGGGCGUGGUGCUCAUCGCGGCCGUGUACGCCGUCACGACGCCGCUGCUCGUCCGCGCCAUGAACGCCGUCCAGCUCUGCGAGGUCCGCGCCAGCGCCACGGCCGCCGAGACGUUUGCGUCAGUCAGGAUGGUGGCGGCGUGCGGGGCCGAGGAUAAAAUGGCGACAAGGUAUGAUGGUUGGGUCGACAAGGGCGCUAAAGAGGGGAUGAGGUUGAGGCCGGUUUUGGCGUUUCAGCAGGCGCCUGUGUUUUUUGCGAUUUAUGCUACUUUUGCCUUGUGUUUUUGGUAUUCGCUCAAGAUGUACAUGGAGGGUCGCAUCAAGACCCCGGAGAGCAUGAUUGUCGUCCUCCUUUCCGUCAUGAUGCUGACCGGCUCCGUCUCGACCCUAACGACCCCGAUCGCCGCGGCUGCCCGCUCCGCCAACGCGGCCGCCGUCUUUUACCACGUCAUCGACGCCCCACGGCCCAAAACCAACGGGCUCUCCGGGCCAGAAGCAGCCCCGUUCGCGUCCGGGGACCUCGUCCUGACGCAUGUCAACUUUGCGUACCCGACGCGACCGCUGACAAAAGUGCUCGCGGACCUCAGCGUAUGCUUCCCCGCCGGCAAGACGACGGCCAUCGUGGGCCCGUCCGGGUCCGGCAAGAGCACGGUCGUGGCGUUGUUGGAGAGAUGGUACGAGAUGGAUGGCGAUCCGGUGGGCAAUAUCGAUGUUCUCUGGUUGAGGAAUGGGGUCGUCACGGCUGGAGGGAAGGCGCUCAAGGAGAUUGAUCUGUAUUGGUGGAGGAGCCAGAUAGGUCUGGUGCUGCAGGAGCCCUUUCUGUUUAAUGAUUCCAUUUUCCAGAAUGUUGCUUAUGGGUUGGUCGGGACGGAGUGGGAGGAGGUCGGUGAAGAGGAAAAGACCAAGCUUGUAGAAGAAGCCUGCAGAGAGGCAUUUGCGGAGGAGUUCAUCACACGGCUGCCCGAAGGCUACAAUACCCUGGUCGGCGACGCAGGCAUCAAGCUGAGCGGCGGCCAGCGCCAACGCCUCGCCAUCGCGCGCGCCAUCGUCCGCCGGCCCAAGAUCCUGAUCCUCGACGAGGCCACCAGCGCCAUCGACCCCGAGGGUGAGCGGAUGGUGCAAGCUGCGCUCGAGAACGCCGCCCGCGGCCGCACCACCAUCGCCAUCGCGCACCGGCUGUCGACGAUCCGCAGGGCCGACAACAUCGUCGUCAUGCGCGCCGGCGUCGCUGUCGAGCAGGGCACGCACGAGCAGCUCAUGGCCAAGGGAGAUGGCGGGGUUUACUUUGGGCUCGCGACGGCGCAGCAGCUUGGUGAUGGUGGUGGGGACGGGGAUGGGUCGGCGCGUGGUAGUGUCGAGAUGGAUGAGAAGAGUCGGGGUGGUGGUGGAGAUAGAAGCGCUGAUUUGGUGCUGGGCGAGGAGAAUAAGGAGAGCAGUGAGGAUGUCGUGGACCCUUUGGGUAAUUCAGUUGAACCAAGACUGUCAAGAAAUAAGGGGGAAUCGGCUGGGGCGGAACCAAAGAAAAGGAGAGGGCUGCUCGGGAGCUUUGGGAUGCUAUUGGGGGAACAGAUGUGCCACUGGCCUUGGUAUCUCAUCAUGGCACUUGGGGCUUUGGGAGGAGGAGCGAGUCCUGCACUCCAAGCAUACCUCUUUGCGAACCUGGUAACCCUCUUCCAGCUCUGGGGCGACUUUGCACAAUUACGAGCGGCAGCAAACUUCUGGUGUCUUAUGUUUGUCAUGUUGGCAACCGGCGUGGGCAUCAGCUAUUUUGCCCUUGCCUGGUCAGCAACCAGGCUAUCCUUUUACAUCAUCCCUCAUUACCGCAAAGAGUAUAUCCGCAACAUACUCUCCAAGCCCAUCUCCUUCUUCGACGACGACGCCAACUCGACGGGCGCGCUCGCCGCCCGUCUCGCCACGGACCCUACCCAGCUCCAACAGCUUCUGGGCAUGAACAUGGGCUUCGUCAUCGUCUCUAUUCUUUCCGUCAUCGGCUGCCUUGCUAUUUCUUUCUAUUUUGGCUGGAAGCUAACGGCGGUGACGGUGGUCACGACUAUGCCGCUGAUCCUCGGCGCGGCUUUCUUUCGCGUCCGGUACGAGAAGCGGCUCGAGAUCAUGGGCGCGGCCGUCUUUGCCGAGAGUGCCAAGUUUGCGACGGAGAGCGUCGGUGCUUUCCGGACCGUUUCGUCGUUGACGUUGGAAAAGGCCAUUUGUGAAAGGUAUAGGGUUUUGUUGGAGAAGCAUAUCAAGGAGGCGCUUCCGAGGAGUGCGACCUCGACCGUGCUGUUUGCUUUGAGUGAUAGCAUAGCGCUAUUAUGCAUGGCUUUUGUGCUAUGGUAUGGGGGCAAGUUGAUGGCAGACCAUGAGUAUUGGCCGUUUCAGUAUAUUGUUGUAUACAUUGCUGUUUUGCAGGGUGGAAUGGGUGCUGGACAAUGGCUCAGUUUCGCACCUAACAUCGCUCAAGCGACAGUAGCGGCAAAUCGAAUCGUAGAUUUGAGAAGUACCAAAGAUAACGACAGCCAGCUCUCGUCAGUCAACAGCGGCGACUUGGGCGAAGGAGACAAGGGUGUCAAGCUCGAGUUCAAGAACGUCUGGUUCCGAUAUCCGACGAGAGACGUGCCGGUACUGAAUGGCCUCGACCUUACAGUUGAAAAAGGGCAGUUUGCUGCUGUGGUCGGGCCUUCUGGGUCUGGAAAAACAACGGUGAUUUCGCUGCUCGAAAGGUUCUACAACGCAACCAAAGGAAGCAUUUCUUACAACGGGGUAGAAAUAUCACACCUCUGCCUGAAAGACUAUCGUAGAGAGAUAUCCCUCGUGGCCCAAGAGGCAUGUAUAUUCGACGGUUCCAUCAGGGAAAACAUCCUACUGGGUGUGGAAGAAGACAAGAUGCCGGCCAAGAAGCUGGAAGAAGCUCUCAUCCAAGCCUGUUGCGACGCCGAGAUACACGAGUUCAUCACCUCGCUCCCGGAAGGGUACGAGUCGGUGGUGGGCACGAAGGGGGUGGCACUAUCCGGCGGGCAGAAGCAGAGACUGGCAAUCGCUAGGGCCCUGGUCAGGAAUCCGAGGCUGUUGCUGCUGGAUGAGGCGACGUCCAACUUGGACUCGGAGACGGAAAAGGCUGUUCAGGCAGUCUUUGAGAAGACAAAAGGGUCGAGGACGAUGGUUGUCGUGGCACAUCGGUUGGCGACGGUGCAGAAUGCGGACGUAAUCUUCGUGCUUGGGGAGGGCAAGGUUGUCGAGAAGGGUAACCAUUCCGCUCUUCUGAAGAGGAAAGGCGUAUACUACCAAAUGUGUCAAUCUCAGGCAUUGGACAAAUAG
This is a messenger RNA of Pyricularia grisea, 4644 nucleotides long. RefSeq lists its product as uncharacterized. Gene Ontology annotation, cellular component: membrane. The record is from RefSeq and is a predicted model, not a curated record. The transcript is spliced from 16 exons. The coding region runs from base 1 to 4644 and encodes 1547 amino acids. Gene Ontology annotation, biological process: transmembrane transport. Gene Ontology annotation, molecular function: ATP hydrolysis activity; ATP binding; ABC-type transporter activity. NCBI's taxonomy places the organism in Eukaryota, Fungi, Ascomycota, Sordariomycetes, Magnaporthales, Pyriculariaceae.